GUGUUUUGAGAUUAGAAUAAGAAACUAUUCACGACGGCAAAUUCUGUAUUGCGACAUGUCGAAAAAGAAAUCGGGAUGAUAUGCGGCACAACUGAGCAAUACUUCAUGUUAUUUAGUUGUUAAAAGAGAAACUGACACACCAGGCGUUUACCCACGGUUUUGUCUAACGUUAGUGACCCUAACCCCCCAAAAAGCGAUGCUGGUCACCGUUUUCUGCGCGCCGAGGGAUCACCCAGAGACCACCUUCGCCCUCGAUGUGUCCCCGGAGCUGGAGCUGAGAGACUUUAUAGCACUUUGUGAACUGGAAUCGGGAAUCCCAGCUGGGGAAAUUCAGAUUACAAUUGCAGAACAGACCCUAAAAGACCAUACCCGUGCCUUGGGGACCUAUGGUCUUAAGGAUGGAGAUGUUGUGGUUCUCAGGCAAGCUGACAGAAGGCCACCACCAACCCAGCCAGCCUUCCCAGGUCUCCCUCAUAUUGAUUUUCGUUCCAUCACAAUUCCCGGCACAUCUUCUUCAACUAGUCAACGUGUCGCAGUAAGGCCUCAACAGCAACAGACUUCGCCGCCACCGCCGCCGCCGCCGCAGCAGCAGCAACCGCGCUCCGCACAGCCGUCGACGCCAACGGCCUUUCGUGGGUCCUCUCCUCCGGGGCUGGAUGACCCUGCCUUACUCCAGCAGAUGCUAUUGUCCAAUCCGCAUGAGCUUUCACUCCUCAAGGAGCGAAACCCACCACUUGCUGAGGCUCUGCUGAGUGGAGAUUUGGAGCGUUUCACCAAAGUGCUGCUGGAGCAACAGCAGGAUCGAGCUAAGAGAGAGCAAGAGAGGAUCAGACUUCUGACUGCUGAUCCUUUUGAUUUGGAUGCCCAAGCAAAGAUUGAGGAGGACAUCAGGCAACACAAUGUGGAAGAAAACAUGACGAUUGCAAUGGAGGAGGCUCCAGAAAGCUUUGGGCAGGUGGUGAUGCUCUACAUUAACUGCAAGGUCAAUGGGCACCCUGUAAAGGCUUUUGUUGACUCAGGAGCCCAGAUGACUAUCAUGAGCCAAGCGUGUGCUGAGCGCUGUAACAUUAUGCGGCUGGUGGACCGUCGCUGGGCAGGAAUUGCCAAGGGAGUGGGCACCCAGAAGAUCAUUGGCAGGGUUCAUUUGGCUCAGGUCCAAAUAGAGGGUGACUUCCUCCCGUGUUCUUUCUCCAUCUUGGAGGACCAGCCAAUGGACAUGCUGCUUGGCCUGGAUAUGCUGAAGAGACAUCAGUGUUCGAUCGACCUGAAGAAGAACUUGCUACUAAUAGGCACCACAGGCACCGAGACUCGCUUCCUGUCUGAGGCAGAGCUGCCAGAGUGUGCCCGACUGGCAUACGGACCAGAGGGGCGGGAAGACACCCGUACGGACGAGGUAGCUGACAGAGAACUGGCCGAGGCUCUUCAGAGGUCAAUACAUGAAAGCGACACUGCAGAUGGAAAAACUACCUCGCCGCAGCCCCCACCAUUUACAUUACCCAGAACCUUAGACCAAACGUCCUCAUCCACCUCCCAAUCCCAAGGCCCUUCCUAUAGUCACCCCCAAUCUCUGGUUCCCUCUCGAUCGGACCCGGCCACCAUGGAGCAUGCUUUGGCCCCGAAGCUGUGCCGUGACCAACCCGGCCUCCAGGGAUUUCCACAGCCUUCUUCCUCAGCAGAGGAUGACUGUUUUGCACCUAUUCAGGUCCACUCUCGCCCUCUCUCUGUGCACACUGACUCCAAAGUGCGCCCUGUGCCCAGUCCGCCUACAGACGUCCCCGAUACAUGUUCCCCUCCUGCAAACCCGGCCACAGAGUAUCUGGGGAGUGAGGCUCAGCCCGGCCACGCAGAGGGGAAUAUUGAAUCAGAGAAGGUGAUUAACAACCCCGCGCGCGCCCAUCCCAAGGAACUUUCCCCCAUCCAACCCAUGGAGCACGAGCCUAUGGAGUCGCACGCUGCAGAAGCGCAUCUGAGUGUUCUCAGCCAACCGGACUCUGUUGAAAUGGAGUCCCCCACUGCCUCCCAGGGCGUGAUGUCCCCCGAGAGGGACCAGCCUGAGGGAGAGCACCACUCCGACACCGUCCCGUCGUUGGCGGCUGCUCUGAUGGAGCUUCACGAGCUCCUGGUAUCCAACCACUGUGCUCAGUCCCAAAACCGCAGUAUGUCCUGCUCCCCCUCACAUCCAUUGAAACAGGAAACGGAGGAAGUGGCCCCAGGGCCACUACCCCCCUCCCACGGAAGCACCCAGUGGAUCCCCUUUUCUGCCAUCUUACCCAGUGCGGAACCAAACAAUGCCAAAGCCAACCAUGCAGCUGCUGUGUCUGAUGAGGGACCAUCUAAGUGUCUCGUGCCUGACCUCUCUGGAAAGGAUGAGCCUCUGGGCGGGGCGGCGGCAGAGACUGUGGAGGGACGUGGAUGUUCAGGCGGCUCCGUCAAGAGGAGGGCAGAUGAUGCAAAUUACAUCAGCCGUUUAGAGUCUGAGCCCGAGGUCCCGCCUGACCCUACAAGGGACCUGGAGUUUAGGGAACCUCCUGAGGGGCAGCAGGGAAGAGGGGUUGCAGAUGGACGGGCCUCUGGCACAAACACGCCGGAUACCCUUGGCCUCCAGACUGCGGACCCUUUUCUCAGCCCCCUGUCUAUGGCAGUGGGCUCACCCACCUCUUGCCCUCCAACUGCUCAGGCUGCCCAGCUUGCAUCUCCAGCCCCUCCUUCUCCCCAUCCCUUUAUAGAACAAUUUCCAGCCGAGGAUGUCCAGAGAAUCCAGGCGGCAGGGUUUUCUGCCAGGGAGGCUGCAGAGGCACUGGAACGAGCCCGUGGGGUUGUGGAGCUGGCUCUGCUGGCACUACUAGCCCGCAGUAUCACUGUGCCCACCAGGACUCAUAACUAGUCAUGCAAGUCCCCAGCCUCCCAACUCGGGAUCUGUCUUAUUUAUACCUUGUUACUCGACCGGCUGUCUCAGACCCUUCUCAGCAGGGAGCAUGUAUAAACACAGGGAAAUGCUGUCACUUGGGCUUGUCGUACAGAAUAUCCAAAAACAAGAAGGGACAACUGGUCAUUUGUUUCUGGAUGUUGCAGAUAUGUGAGGUGUGUUUGCAUGCAGAUGUUUUGGGUGGCUACCCAUUUCAUUGGUUUUUAGAGAUUUGGUAUGGUAGAUUGAUUAUUUCUUACUUGUUUUGUUGUCCAAUUUUGACACGAUAUUAAAUGCUCAAUGUAUGAUUGAUUAUUUAGCCAUUGAACAUUAUUAUAAUUUCACCUUUAAUUUGUGUCAUAAAACUUUUGUUGUCUAAGUUGUGGAGCAUGAAUAAAACAAUUGUACAAGUGGAGUAGUGUUAGCCCAACUCAGAGUAACACUAGUGAUCUACAGGUGAUCCUGCAAACGUAUGGAUAUUUGAAACAAUAUUCUGAUGAAUAAAGCGCCAUGUUGAUUUCUAGCCCCUUAGUGAUGAUGGAAAAGCUACCUUGUAACUGCAACAGUUUAGAAGGGCUAACUUUACAAAUCAUUUCUCCAGAUAAGUGGAAGCCACCCUUUUCUGCGGCAUUAUCACAUCCAAAUAUCAAUAUAGCAAUGAGGGCGUUUGUUGACGUAUGUUCAGAGAUGGUAUUUGUAUUACAGAAGGUUUCUUGUAUUGUAUUAAUUAUUUUCCACACUUCAACAGUUUUCAAUGUGUAGUUACAAAACAGUUUGUAGCUCCUGUUGAGAAAGUCAUUUUUAUUUUUGUGUCAAAUUAUCGGUUUAUGUUCGUACCUUGAAAUCAUCCAUAUUCCUUUUGUAAUCUGUUAUAAUACUGCCAUGUCACAACAUCAUAUAUCAAGGAUUUUAAUGGUUUUAUUUGAGCAAUUUACCGACAAUGUUCAGGCGAUUGAAUAUCUACUUUUCUCUUGUAUGAAAGUUUAAAUUUCAAAUAAAAGAACUAGUAUUUGUA
Gasterosteus aculeatus aculeatus (three-spined stickleback) is the source of this 3920-nucleotide messenger RNA. It is a transcript of the gene ddi2, whose product is annotated as DNA-damage inducible protein 2. The record is from RefSeq and is a predicted model, not a curated record. Lineage: Eukaryota; Metazoa; Chordata; Actinopteri; Perciformes; Gasterosteidae. Gene Ontology annotation, molecular function: aspartic-type endopeptidase activity; protein binding. Gene Ontology annotation, biological process: proteolysis.